Messenger RNA from Durotheca rogersii, 1910 nucleotides. RefSeq names its product alpha/beta-hydrolase. The record is from RefSeq and is a predicted model, not a curated record. Gene Ontology annotation, biological process: cardiolipin acyl-chain remodeling. The transcript has 2 exons. Bases 134 to 1756 code for a protein of 540 amino acids. Gene Ontology annotation, cellular component: mitochondrial inner membrane. NCBI's taxonomy places the organism in Eukaryota, Fungi, Ascomycota, Sordariomycetes, Xylariales, Xylariaceae. Gene Ontology annotation, molecular function: A2-type glycerophospholipase activity.
AGGUUGUGUCAUCACUAUCCUUGCCCCGUCCCCAUAACUUGGUAGCCCACACAUGUCUCAGCACCUCCAUGUCUCCCGAGGCCUCCGUAAUUAGUAUAAAACAAGGCUUGGUCCGCUUCGUCACCCGUUCGGUAUGCUCAAGAAUCCAACUUCGGCCAUUGCACAGUUUGGGAGACAACUCGUAGUUACUAUCGCGCGGAUACAGCACGCCAACAGCACCACCGGGUCUUUUCCCAAGCUUAGCAUCUCGGCCGAGGACGAAGCUGCUGAUCCGCCCUCUAGCAUACCGUUCAGAAAGAAGCGACAGCCCAUGAUUGCCUCGAGGAGACCCCAGCCCGCCCCGGGGGGCGACAAAUUCCCUACCAAGCCUUCCGCCGACGACGCGAUGCUGCUCGGCAUCAAGGAUGCCGUACACCAGUGGUGGAACCGUGUCUCGCCCACAGUCGCCGAGCGCAACGUGAUCUCCUGUAUUCCGUACCUUCGGGAAGCUGCCGCCGCCGACACGAGUCCCUUGGCGCAAGUGCCGUCAGCCGCGCAACCCGGUCAGACCCAGACAUCCGCCGAGGCCGAUCCCUACGGACCGAGACUAUGGCGGUCGACGAUGGUGCCGUUAUCGGGCAAGGAGAGGAGCCUGAACGAAUUUUCGGUAGAGCGCGUAGGGGAGGAGGUCGAUAACACGCUGGUCAUGCUCCACGGGUACGGAGCCGGGCUCGGGUUUUACUACCAGAAUUUUGAGAACCUCAGCCGCUCGCAGGGCUGGAAACUCUACGCGCUAGACUGGCUCGGCAUGGGCAACUCGACGAGGCCGCCAUUCAAGGUCCAUUCGAAAGACCCCGCGGAGAAGAUCACCGAGGCGGAAAAUUGGUUCAUCGAUGCGUUGGAAGAGUGGCGAAAGAUUCGGCAGAUUAACAAAUUCACCCUCCUCGGGCACUCCUUGGGCGGGUACUUGGGCGUGUCCUACGCGCUGAAAUACCCGGGCCGCGUGAACAAGCUCAUCUUAGCCUCUCCAGUCGGGAUACCGGAGGAUCCGUACGCAGUGAACGCCGACAUGCCGGAGCCCACGGAGUCUUCGUUUCUAGACGAGCUCGCCGUCGACCAGCAGACGACAACUACAGCCAAGAAUGACCAGCGGCCCGAUGCCGGCGCGCCGAAGAAGCGGCCGUAUUCUCCCCUACUCGUCUGGCUGUGGGACGCCAACGUGUCGCCUUUCAGCUUCGUACGAUUGACUGGGCCACUAGGGCCCAAAUUCGCGUCCGGCUGGACCUCCCGACGGUUCAACCACCUGACUCCGGAAGAGCGCCAGACGCUCCACGACUACGCGUACUCAAUUUUCAGGCAAAAGGGGAGCGGCGAGUACGCGAUGCCGUAUCUACUAGCGCCCGGCGCUCACGCACGCCGGCCCGUCAUCAACCGGGUCCACCGGAUAGGCAGACAGGUGAUCACACCGGCGACGGAGACGGCGCCGGCCGUGCGGGAAACGGGGAUCCCGGUCAUCUUCAUGUACGGCGAGAACGACUGGAUGGACGUCGCGGGCGGCCUCGCCGCGGAAGAGAAGCUGAAGCAGGCGAAGAUCAAGGCGCUGCUGCACGGCACGGAGGAAGAGAAACGGAGGGAGAACGGCAGCGCGAAGGUCGUGGUCGUCAGGAAAGCCGGGCACCACCUGUACCUCGACAACCCGGACGAGUUCAACGAGCACGUCCGCCAGGAGUUGCAAGAGACUCGGCAGCGCACGCUGUGGGAGAGGAGUCUGUCCUGACGAGCUGACGCAUUCCCGGUAUCCAAAAAAACGUAAUUUGCGGCAGCGAGAGAGCGGUUCUAUUUUUUUUUUUUUUUUUUCUAAAUGCGUUUCCAAGAGCGGCGACUGCACUUCUAGAGGGGGGAAUUCUUCCUUAGACGUGAUCACAAUACGC